Molecule: messenger RNA, 855 nt
Organism: Colletotrichum scovillei
Lineage: Eukaryota; Fungi; Ascomycota; Sordariomycetes; Glomerellales; Glomerellaceae
Product: NADH-ubiquinone oxidoreductase 21 kDa subunit
Exons: 4
Coding region: 67-633 (188 amino acids)
Source: RefSeq, a predicted model, not a curated record
CCGCUGAGAACAUAGAGCUAUCGGCCAUCAUCGACGCAAUCGGGCCUCGCAUUGCCGUCCGCUACAAUGGCUACCGCACAAGCGCAGACCUUCACUCCGACCAAGGUCGUGAGGAGUGAUUACCCACUCAUCGAUAACGACCCCCACUUCAAAAGAGUUGUCGGCUAUGCCCGGCCUUCCGAUUAUCUACAUGGUGCUGUAGCUGCUGCCUUCGGUCCCGGCGCUCUCCUCGUCCUGGAGAAGUUUGCUCCUUCCCACGUUGGCAAGGGAGGUAUGGCUCAGGCUUUACGCUUGGCUGGAGCCAUUGGUGUGGCUGGUGGCUUUCUAUACUUUUACCAGCGCUCUAGCUUGCGGUUUUACGGGGCCACCGAGAACGCUCGCGAAGUUGAGCUGGACAUGAAGGAAAUGGUUUCUAAGGUCAAGGCCGGCGAGCCGCUUUACGGCGAGAGCAGAUUGACUCCUCACUUGCAAGGCGUCGCUGCGCGACAAUCUAGAUAUUCGGCCUUGUUCAUGGGUGUUAUUCCUUGGUUCAACUUUGUCAACCACAAUCAACAUGGCGUUGAUACGGCCAAGUACUAUCAGCAGGCUGAGAGGGAACUCGAAGCUGAGCGUACACAAAAAGCUAGCCCAUGAUACCUACCAUUCAUUGGUGAUCAUAUGGGUUCAACUGAGUGUGUAUUAUAGCUUGGGCAAAAAAAUGGUAGCCUUAGAGGGGCAUUUUAGCAAUUACGCUGAACACUCCCUGAAUUUCCUCCAAACCUGUGAUGUCUUCAGAUCUGACCUGCCAGUGCGGGAGAGGCGUGUGUCUGGGUCAUUGUUAUUGUAACGGUUGCAAGUGACCAAGCAUCACCGUGC